Molecule: messenger RNA, 1116 nt
Organism: Geodia barretti
Lineage: Eukaryota; Metazoa; Porifera; Demospongiae; Tetractinellida; Geodiidae
Source: the annotation of a GenBank genome assembly
AUGACCGACCUGAGGGAAAAGGCCCUGAACACCCUGGCCCGCCUGGGCGCCAGGCCGGCCACGUCAUUUUUGGAGGACGGCGUAGCCAGCGUGGUGCGGGAUGUAUUGGACGAGGCUGGGGUGCCCCACCGCACCGACGCCUACGGCAACGUCAUCGGCCAUCUUGGGGGCGUCUCUGCCGAUGGUUCCGUCCCUCCCAUUGCCUUCAUGGCCCACAUGGACCACCCGGGCUUCGAAGCCGUGGCUAGGGACGGCGACUUCCUGGUCGGCUCUGCUAUGGGCGGCGUACCCCAGUCAUCUUUUGAGGCUGGCGUUCCUCUGCAGGUCCUGCUCCCUGACGGCCAGCGGUUGGCUGCAGCAACCGCCGGGCUGUACGGCGAGGCUUCGGAAAGGAAAACGCUUAUCAGCCUGGCAGACUCAGGCCGUCUCGCUGAAGUGCCACUACCUUCCUCCGUGAUAUUUGACCUGGUGGACUUCCAAUUGGAGGACGGUUAUAUCCGGAUGCGGGCGCUGGACGACCUGGCCGGCUGCGGCAGCACCUUGGCAAUGCUUAGUGUGUUGGCCUCGGAAAAGCCGGCCGGCGAUGUGUACGGCGUCUUCACCCGCGCCGAGGAAGUAGGCCUGGUAGGCGCCCGCCUGCUGGCCGAGGCGGGCACCUUGCCCAAAGAAACCCUGGUUGUGUCCCUGGAGUCGAGCCGUACCCUGCCCGGGGCGGAGAUCGGCGGCGGACCGGUGAUUCGGGUAGGCGACGCCGGUUUCACCUUCAAUGCCGACGCUGAGACGGCCCUGAUUCGCGCUCGGGAGACUCUGCAAGCCCGCCCCGAGGGGUUCAAAGUGCAACGGCAGUUGAUGAGUGGCGGCACCUGCGAGGCCAGCGCCUUUUCCGUGUACGGUUACCGCACCACUGGCAUUGCCUUCCCCUUGGGCAACUACCACAACGGCGCCCCUGAUGGCGGAAUAGAGGCUGAGUAUAUCCACGAGGAGGACUACCUGGGUGGCGUAGAGCUGAUGCUUGAAGCCGUCCGGAGAAUGCCCGAACGGGAAGACACGGCCUUCCGCCGCCGCCUGCGGGAGAUACCCGCGGAGUUUCGGGAAAGAAUGCUGGGUCCUGAAUGA